AUGGUGGGAUUGGGUAGGGAACUAAGGAAACUACAAGGUUGGGUUUUGUCGGACGUCGAAGGGUGUUGUACAAUGAUGUUAAUUGUCGGUAUGGCUGGCAUCGGCAAGACUACUUUGGUCAAACAGGUUUACGAAAAUCCACACGUAAUGGAACAUUUUCAGCAACGUAUAUUCGUGUCGGUCGGCCCCCAAUACCAGUUGAAGCAAAUUCUUCUACUUGUUCUCGAUCAACUAAAAGCUGAUUACGAAGAAGGUCUAAGUGAAGAUUCUUUAUCCGAGCUUGUAUGCAAGAUUUUAUUCGGUAAGAGGUAUCUCGUGGUGUUGGAUGAUGUAUGGAAUACUCACAUCAGUAAAGAACUCGAACGAUUUCUUCCGACCGAGGUACACCAGAGCCGCAUCAUCAUUACGUCUAGGAUGCUAGACUUCGUUGAUCAUGGUAGAAUUUACGGGCAUUUUGUCGAGGUACCAUUGUUGAAUGAUGACGAAAGCUGGAAACUACUUCAUGAUAUAGUAUUCACUAGGAAUGAAGGGCCUGUAAAUUUCCAACUUGAGAAAAUCGGGAAGAAGAUAGCCAAGAAAUGCGAUGGGCUCCCUCUUGCAAUUAUCGAAGUUGGAAAGCUCCUGCUUAAAACAGAGAAAACUGUCCAAGAAUGGAGUAUAAUCGCAGAGCAAGAAGAUCCACUCGUCAUCAAAUCGGACGACAACACACCCCUCUCAAAGGCGCUGCUUUUGAGUUACACCAUGUUGCCCCAAUACCUAAAGGUGUGCUUUCUGUACGUGAGCGUGUUUCCGAAAGGCUACGAGAUUUCUCGCUCGAAACUCACCACAUUAUGGGCUGCCGAGGGAUUUCUUGAACCGCAAAAGGGUAAAACCUUAGAAGAAACAGCCGACGAGUGCCUGAGCGAACUUGUUUCUCAAAGUGUUGUUUUGAGGAAGAAGCUGAGGUCUGUAGGCAAGAGGACAACCAAACUAUGCAGGCUGCAUUUCACAUUCCGGAAUCUGUGCGUUAACGAAGCCAAGAGCGAGAGCCUUUUCCGCAUCAUAAAAAAGUACGUCGACAGUUUCCAAGCGGAUAUAUAUAGCCAGCGGAGGCUGUGCACACACAACAACAUUGUACUUGGUUUCGAACAAGUGCAUACUAGGAUGGAAUCAGUUUCGGGCGCGCGUUCUCUUCUUUGUUUCGGUCCAAAGCAACAAUAUCCAAUAAGGCUGUACUUGCCUUUUCGAUUGCUCAAGGUACUAGACGCUGUUUCGAUGCGGUUUUACGAGUUUCCACAUCAAGUAGUGGAGCUAGUUCAUUUGAGGUACUUUGCAAUCACAUUCGACGGAGAGAUACCAGCUUCGAUAUCACGCCUUUCGAACCUCGAAGUCUUGAUUAUCCAUCGGCAUCAUAGGAUCAUAAAAUACUCGAAUUCUCCAGUUUACCUGCCUGUAGAAAUUUGGAAGCUGCAUAAACUCAAACACCUGGAGUGCAUGGGAUUUGACCUCCCUGAUCCUUCCCCUGCAAACGAUGAUUCUCUAAUUUUAGAGAAACUUCUAACAGUUUCAGGUGUGGGCGCUCACAGCUGUACAAAGACAAUUCUCGCCAGAAUUCCUAACCUAACGAAGUUAGGAAUCCGGAUCGAGACAACAACACUAGAAAAUGAUGCCGCCGCCGUUGAAACCCUGAGUUUUCUCGGCGGCGACCAAUUCGCCUCCAUCUACGACGAAUUCGAGUCGUUCAAAUGCGUGAUCGUAAACCCUACCCUCGUGAGGUGCCAAAUUCUUCCGAAUUUUCCGGCGAACAUUAAGAAGAUAAGCUUGAGCGGGUGCGGGUUCCCGUGGCGGAAUAUGAGAGCGAUCGGAGAACUGCCGAACCUCGUGGUGCUGAAGCUCCGGUGGUACGCGUUCUCCGGCCCGGAGUGGGAGAUCGAGGGGGAAUUCCCGAAGCUGAAGGUGCUGCUGAUGGAAGAUCUGGAUAUAGAGAAUUGGGGAGCGGAGCACAACCAUUUUCCGGCGCUGGAGCGGUUGAUUAUCCGGCACUGCUACAGAUUGAAGGAGAUUCCUCUUCUGCUAACGAAUUGCGGACUAGAUACGGUGGAGGUUGAUGAUUGCUGCCCGUCUGUAACUCGGAAUUUACAAACUAAGCAGAAGAUCAACCGGUGCUGUUACAUUCAGAUUCGGGUCCAGUUUUCAGGGGAUGAAUGA
Messenger RNA from Erythranthe guttata (spotted monkey flower), 2187 nucleotides. RefSeq names its product putative late blight resistance protein homolog R1A-4. Gene Ontology annotation, molecular function: ADP binding. Gene Ontology annotation, biological process: defense response to other organism. The record is from RefSeq and is a predicted model, not a curated record. NCBI's taxonomy places the organism in Eukaryota, Viridiplantae, Streptophyta, Magnoliopsida, Lamiales, Phrymaceae.